This is a messenger RNA of Mytilus trossulus (common blue mussel), 3312 nucleotides long. RefSeq lists its product as uncharacterized. Gene Ontology annotation, biological process: inflammatory response; immune response; toll-like receptor signaling pathway. Gene Ontology annotation, cellular component: plasma membrane. Bases 431 to 2659 code for a protein of 742 amino acids. Gene Ontology annotation, molecular function: transmembrane signaling receptor activity. The record is from RefSeq and is a predicted model, not a curated record. Lineage: Eukaryota; Metazoa; Mollusca; Bivalvia; Mytilida; Mytilidae. The transcript has 4 exons.
CCACAGGUAAAAUGACGACAAAUCUACUGUGUAUUCGCUUUUUAUUACUAAAUAAUAUCUUUUUUCUGUUUUGACACAAAAGAAGUUGUAAUUAUUUUUCGCUGAGUUUGUAUUAGUACUUAUUAUCUUAAUUUUGGAUGAGGAUGGAAAGACAUAAUCAUGAUCUUUAUAUGGAGUAUAGUGCAUAAGCUUUUGUGUCUUAAAUUUCUCGAUUUGUUAGAGAAAAACUUUUAUAUGAACUUUUAACGACAUGUUUUCGUUAGUUCAAAACAUAAAAUGGAGUCUAUGAUAUUGUGAAAUACAACAAAAACAUUUAUUUCCGUUGUUCUGUUUAUAUAAUUUUUUUUAUAAUUUAAUUUUUUAAAGACAUAUCAUGUAGAACUAUACUAUUCAUGGACUGUUAGUAUGUGUAGCGUUAAUAGGUUCCGACAUGCUUAUUUAUUGUUCUUGGCUGCAUGUAGUAUAUGCGAUUAUUAUUUAUAUUGAUAUAACAAAUUCUUCAAUUAUUCGUAUACGAUCUGUUGGAAAACCCGAAUUUCGACCGCCUCGAAAAAAUUGUUUAGACUUUUGUGUUUUUACAAAUUGUAACCGUGGACAUUGCGUCUUGGAUAGUCGUACAUGUUUUGCAAGCUGUGUCUGUCCUGUGAAUACUACUGGAAGAUGGUGUGACAUCGAAAUAGAUGACAUAAAAAAUCAUACUAGGGCAAGUGAUCAUUUCAUGCCUCGCCGUCGCCAUACUACUACAAAACAAGAUGACAGAGUUCCGAACAGCUCUUUCACGGAUCAGUUAUUUGUACCAGUAACCGAUCCAAACCGAUACAACGAAACAUCUGAAGGAAAUGCAACAAUUCAUAACAAUCCCGAAAACUUUCAAAGUCGACAAACGUUAUGGAAUGAAUGUCGCAAUACUUGCCAAAAUGGAGGGAAAUGUGUUGAAAGUUACAUAGACAGUUAUAAUUACACUUGCUCUGAUUUAAAUUCCGAUUGUGGUGGAAACUUAAAUUGUGAACGGGGUGUGUGCAUAAUAACUAAAUCAGUACGGAACAGUUAUUUUUGUCUUUGUGAAUUUGGCUAUACUGGUUUCUUUUGUAAUGAAAAAUGUACGAGAGAUUGUGGGGUGCAUGGGAGCUGUAAAAUAAUUAAAAAAAUAAAUGGCACCUCUAUAUCUAAAUGCAAGUGCGAUUCUGAUUUCGCUGGACCCUACUGUACAACCAAAAUAGUUGCUCCAAAUGAAGACGAAAUACUGUACCACUGGUACGUGACUGGGGUGUGUGUUGCCAUAGGUUCGCUCCUUAUUGGCCUGAUGAUUAUAUUACCUUACUGUAUUUGGAAAAAGAGAAGACUGUUUGUUAUGAAGAUUUUACAUUAUUUUCAACAUUACGAAGAUGAUGAUGGGAAAAGUUAUGACGCUUUCAUCUCAUAUAAGUCUUCUAAGACAGAUCAAGAUUUCGUAUUGAAACAGUUGUAUCCGAAACUAGAGCUGGACAUGGGAUAUAAGCUUUGUCUGCACUUCAGGGACUUUACUCCAGGAGAUGUAAUUGCAAACAAUAUCAUCAGAGCUGUUGAAGAUAGCAGGAGAACAAUCAUGAUUAUAUCAAAGAGUUAUAUUGAGAGUGAAUGGUGUCGACUUGAAUAUCAGAAAGCACAACAUGAAAUGUUAAAAAUGAAACAUAGAAUAAUUCCAGUUAUACUUGAGGAAAUAUCGAACUUGAAAGUUGACAAGAACUUAAAGGCUAUAUUAAAUAGUGUUACGUACAUUGAAUGGCCAGGUGAAUCUGAUUCCAAAAAGCUAGAAAAGUUCUGGAAGCAACUAAGGCUUUCAAUGCCUAAAAAGCAAACAAGUUCUUCCUCCGAACACAUAAGUUCAAUAAGUUCUUCAGAGAGUAAGUCAACAGAUAUUUCAUCAUGUAGUGAUAGUAUUUCAUCGAGCUACAACAGCCAUAUCUCGAUUCAACCGUGUGACUCGGUCAGCUCCGAUGAUUACUUGUCGCAUCAUCAAAGCUCAAAACGAAUCCGGACGUUACUACGAAAUCCGUUCCGAUUAAAUAUCUCCUCGGAUAAUUUUAAAAAACUCAAUCGUGCUUGCUCAAGUGACUCUGGUAUAUCUAGUCCUGUGACACCUAGUCCAUCUUCCGUUUCGCCAUUGAUUAAUAAAGAUUUGAAUCCUUUAUUACCUCGUAAACAUGUGGAUAUUCGACACAAUAAUUCAAAAGGCUUAAUAAAAAAGCAACAUUUACAAAAUCAACUGAAUGAAAAGGGCAACAGUUUAAAUUUGCUUCAAGAAAACCAUUUUGUUACUGGAUCGACGCAGAUACAUUCGAUACCGGAUGUGUGCAGAACUUCUAGUGAGAGGAGAAAGAAGUCGAACGGCUUCAAUAUUGUUGUGUCAGAAAAUGGCGGCUUGUCGACGCAUUAUGGGAGUAUACACAAUGUUAAUAGUUGUCAGACAUGUAUUUUGAAUGAAGAAGUAAGCAACGAAUUUCUAGAACAAGAACCUUCGAAAUGCCAUACUCAAUGUACUACAUGUAUUCUAAAUAGUGAUGAUAUCAAUGAAAACAUUAGACAGCCAGUGUCAUACGAGAGUGGACGAAUCGCUGAGGUAGCCACGGAGAAAGUUCUUAAUACUUCAUCUUUCACCGAAAGAACAAAAACACUUUGAGGACGAAUUUGCUCAAGACAAUUUUUUUCACAAAAGCUCAGAUUUAAUGUGAUUAAUGAUUAAUGGAAAUUAAUGUGAGUCAACUGUUAGAUACUGAAUCUGAUGAAAUCAGACAGUACACAAUAUAUAGGGCGACAUAAGCUGCACCCAAAAGUCCCAUAGCGCAAUUAUAUAUAAAACUUGUUUUAAAGGAGUAAGAAUCGAAGUUCUGCUGCAGGCAGCACACCGUUUACAUGGUCCGUUGACAAUCUUUACUCAGUUUAUCGUAUGCUUUAGGUUUUAUGGAAACAGAAGAGUGCAUUUUCCAUUACAAUACUUGUAUCUACAUUUAAUAAUGAUGAUUUCCAUUUUUUAUUUGAAUAAGCAUUCAACUAUUUUCUCUUCAAAAGAAUGCAUUCAUACACGUUUUUACUUCAUUUAUUUUCAACUUUAUAAACUCAAAUUAAUAGAUAGAAUAUAAAUUCUAAUCCUUUUUUCCGAGAGCUUUAUAUUGUUAUAUUUGUACUCACAUAAGUGUGUUUGUGUAUGUGGGUUUUUUGUGUGUGUUUUUGUGUGUUUAUGAGAGAGAGAUGUUUGACUGUCAUUAUUGUAUCGAUACAAAUGUACAUAAACAUUAUAUUUCAAAUGCAACUCGUAUAUUUUAAUGAUUUAUA